AUGAGCCUUUUACCUCGAGGCAGGGAAUGCAAUGCGAAGAAGUGGGAACUCAUGGCGCGUCAGCCCCCAUGGCGUGGUGGACGGGCACAACGUGCAAGACAGACACAUGAACGCGAGCAUGGGAAAUACUUGGACACACGCAGACACGAUGACGAUGGGGGGUUUGGGAAGUUUGCGGACGAGUGUCGUACGACGGGGGGAGCAGCAGACGCCAAGGACGGGCUAGUACUGAAAGGGGGAAGGGGCGGGUACAAGCGGGGGGAAAGAGCAAAGGGCAGCCGCGGGAAGGUGCACGUCACCACCGGGCGGUCCUUCCCGAUUCCCUGCCCUGCCCUGCCCUGCCCUGCUCUGCCGCCUGUGCAGGUCAUGGCAUGCCAUCAAUGCCCUUGGUCGUUCGCUCGCUGCUCGUCCGCCCGCCUGGCCUGUCCUGUCUUGUCCAUAUGCCUGCCCGUCGUGUCCACCAUCCAAGGGAGCCCCCGCCGCGGAGAGGGCGACGGCGGCCCAUCGCUCUGCGCCAUCAUUCCCCCCCUUGGCCCCCCCACCCCCUCUCUGACCACCACUACCACCGCUGCCCCCUACCAUGCCCCCAGUCUCAAUAUGCCCCGCUGGGAGCACUGCCUGGCUCUACCCGCUUUCGGAGCUUUGCGCAGUCAACCAUCCACUAUGUCGGGUCGGGGUGUGAGCGCCUGUGUGUAUGCAAUGCAACACCUGCGCAUCGCUCGCUGGCCGUGGCGCCCGCGUGUGUGUGUGCAUGUGUGCGUGAAAGUAUGUGCGUGUUCCAGCAUUCUCCUCCUCUUCGUCAUCUUCAGUCACCUCGAGCGGCUCCCUCCAGGCCAGGCGGUCUUGUUGCGCUCGCUCUCUGUGACAGGUAGUGGGCCUGAGCCUAAUCCCACUCUCGCUGUCUGGUCCUCUCCUUCACCCUCAACCCGCGGGAUGACCUGUCGUCGGCCAGCGGCUCUCGGCCCGUGGCGCUCUUCGCUACGCCUGGAUUGGGCCUCUCCACCACCGGCUGCUGAGUGGACGCCGCCCGUGACUGAUGAUCCAAUGCAGCAAGGCUGUGGCAAGAGUGAGAGCAAACUAUGGUCUGGAGUCUAUUCGAGUUCUGUGAAUCUAGGCACUGGUGAAGACGAUCCCUCCCUGCCUUCGGAGAUAUUCACUCCCUGCUUUGGGAAAGGCUCGUUGCUGCAGUUUGCAAAUGUUACCGUGGUGCUAGAAAACGGCCACCGUCUGAGCAAUACGGAUGAUUAG
Messenger RNA from Bipolaris zeicola 26-R-13, 1248 nucleotides. RefSeq lists its product as uncharacterized. The record is from RefSeq and is a predicted model, not a curated record. Lineage: Eukaryota; Fungi; Ascomycota; Dothideomycetes; Pleosporales; Pleosporaceae. Bases 1 to 1248 code for a protein of 415 amino acids. The transcript is spliced from 5 exons.